Molecule: messenger RNA, 4852 nt
Organism: Manduca sexta (tobacco hornworm)
Lineage: Eukaryota; Metazoa; Arthropoda; Insecta; Lepidoptera; Sphingidae
Product: cohesin subunit SA-1-like
Biological process (GO): sister chromatid cohesion
Cellular component (GO): cohesin complex; chromatin; nucleus
Molecular function (GO): chromatin binding
Source: RefSeq, a predicted model, not a curated record
AAUCAAUGAGAAUUUGUAAUGGCUGCCAGCGCGCGUCGUAUUGAUUUUUGCGUUACAUUACAUACAAAAUCUUAUACAUAGUACAAAUUACAACAGUGGGUACAUAUAUAUGCGCCUUAAUGCAUUUUCAAUGUUGUAUAAGCUAAAGAAUGUGUGUUUGAGAAAUGUGAUGUAUUUUAGUUAAAUUUUGUGUUAAGUUUACACAACAAUAUGCAUCGUCGCGGCGGGAAACGCAUCCGGAUGGAUGACCCUCCUCCGGAGUACGUGAAUCCGAUGACCCCGGCGACUCCCAUGACUGAUUAUGGCGGCCAGUCUGUGCACGAGCCCGAGACGCCAAGCUAUAGCGGGUUUAAUGCUGGCGCGCCGGUAAACUCGACAGCAACUGAGGCGCCACGAGAGGAGGCUGACGAGUCGCAUCACGAAGAAGAGGAGCCGAGAUCACCAUCGCCAACGCCCACAAAGCGUGUGACCCGUAGUCGCGGUAGGCGUGGAGAUGGUGGGUACGUGGGUCGGCUGGCCGAGUCGCCACCACCGCCGCCGCUGCGCCGGCGUGGCCGAGGGGGCCGCGGGCGUGGCCGGGGCAGAGGUGCCGCUCCGCCACCGGCGUACUCGCCACCUCCCGUGCUGCUGCCCGGUGACGACGAGAACAGUCUCUAUAACAUACUGAGGUUCAAUAAGACUGCUAUCAAUCAAGUAGUGGAUAUGUGGAUUGAGGAAUACAAGACAAACCGUGAGGUGGCAUUGGUUCAACUGAUGCAGUUCUUCAUCAACUCAUCAGGGUGCCGUGGGAAGGUCACACCAGACAUGGCACAGAUGGACCACACACUCAUCAUCAAAAAGAUGACACAGGAGUUUGAUGAGGAAAGUGGUGAAUACCCACUGAUAAUGUCCGGACAGACAUGGAAAAAGUUCCGCUCCAACUUCUGUGAGUUCAUCCAGACCCUGGUGAAGAUGUGCCAGUACUCCAUCAUCUAUGACCAAUACUUGAUGGACAAUAUCAUCUCACUGCUCACAGGGCUCUCUGACUCUCAAGUGAGAGCUUUCAGACACACUGCCACACUGGCUGUGAUGAAGCUGAUGACCGCGUUGGUGGACGUGGCGCUGCUGACAAGCGUGAACUGCGACAACUGUCUUCGCCAGUACGAGGCGGAGCGGCUCAAGGCGCGGGACAAGCGCGCCACCGAGCGCCUCGAGGUGCUUGUCGCCAAGCGGCAGGAGCUUGAGGAAAACAUGGAGGAGAUCAAGAACAUGCUCUCCUACAUGUUCAAGUCUGUGUUUGUGCACCGCUACAGGGACACGCUGCCUGAUAUCAGGGCCAUCACCAUGGCUGAGAUAGGCAUCUGGAUGGAGAAGUUUCCAGCACACUUCCUUGAUGAUCUGUAUCUCAAGUAUAUUGGCUGGACACUUCAUGACAAAGUGGGUGAGGUACGUCUGCGUUGUCUACAAGCUCUCCAGCCAUUGUAUGAGUGUGAGGAGCUGAAGGGCAAGCUAGAGUUGUUCACAUCCAAGUUUAAGGACCGCAUCGUGUCUAUGUCGUUGGACAAGGAGACGGAAGUCGCAGUACACGCCGUUAGGCUCGUCAUUGCCAUACUGAAGAUGCACCCAGACGUGCUGACGGACAAGGACUGCGAGAACGUGUACGAGCUGGUGUACUCGUCGUGGCGCGCGGUGGCGGCGGCGGCGGGCGAGUUCCUGAACGUGCGCCUGUUCCGCGCCGACGACGUGCCCGAGCAGCGCUCGCGCCGCGGCAAGCGCCGGCUGCCCAACACGCCGCUCAUCAGGGACCUCGUGCAGUUCUUCAUCGAGUCCGAGUUACAUGAGCAUGGCGCUUACCUGGUGGAUUCGUUGAUCGAGUCAAAUCCCAUGAUGAAAGACUGGGAGUGCAUGACGGAUCUGCUGUUGGAGGAGGCGGGCCCCGGCGAAGAGGCGCUCGAUAACAGACAGGAGUCGUCGCUGAUCGAGCUGAUGGUGUGCUGCGUGCGGCAGGCGAGCUCGGGCGAGCCGCCCGUGGGGCGCGGCGCCAGUCGCAAGCACCACCACAUGCUCUCCAAGGAGCAGGCCAAGGUGGUGAGCGAUGACCGCGCGAAGAUGACGGCGCACUUCAUAGUGACACUGCCGGCGCUGCUGGACAAGUUCGGCGCCGACCCCGAGAAGCUCACCAAUCUGGUCUCCAUUCCACAGUACUUUGACCUCGAGCUUUACACUACGCAGCGGCAGGAAGCUAAUCUGACGCUACUUCUAAACAAGAUCCGCGAUAUGGUGAAUGUGCAAACAGAGGCAGAGGUGCUGGAGACGUGUGGCCGCACGCUGGAGUUCCUCUGCUCGGAGGGGUGCUCGGUGUACAGCAAGUGCAAUGUGGCGCGCGCCACCAUUACCGACGCAUGCGUCAACCGAUACAAGGAGGCCAUCGACGAGUACCGCAGCCUCAUUGAAGGCGGGGAGACGCCCGACGCGGACGAGGUGUUCAACGUGAUUAACUCGCUGCGCAAGGUCUCCAUCAUGUACAUGUGCCACAAUCUCAACGACACCAACAUAUGGGACUCGCUCUUUGAGGACCUGCCCAAGUGUCUCAAACAGAAUGAGACGCAGAUGCCGACACAGGCGCUGGUGUACGUGGUGCGCGCGUGCUUCUACUCGCUGGUGUGGGAGCUGCACGCGCUGGAGGAGCGCGGCGGGGGCGGGGGCGCGGGCGGGGGCGCGGGCGGCGCGGGCGCGGUGGCGGCGGUGCGCGACCGGCUGCACGCGUACGCGACGCACUGCAAGCUCAUCGUGCGCGACGGACUCGCGCCCGAGCUCCGCGAGGAGGCGUACACGAGCCUGUGCGACCUGCUGAUCUUCUUCGCGGAGAACCUGUACGCGCUGCACCACGCCGGCGAGCCCGCCAUGAAGCAGCUCGUGCUGGAGCCCGACAACGAGCUGUGCGACCUGCUCAACGACUUCAUACAGGAGUUCGUCUUCGUGCACCACAACUACGACGGACAAGACGAGAGACGCAUCGAGGAGCUCCACAAGCGUCGCAACUUCCUCGCCGCGUACUGCAAGCUCAUCGUGUACAACGUGGCGCCCAUCCGCCGCGCUGCAGACGUCUUCAAACAUUACAUCAAGUGUUACAACGACUACGGCGACAUAAUCAAAGCGACGCUGAGUAAGGCGCGCGAGAUUAACAAAAUGAACUGCGCUCUAACCAUGGAGCUGGCCAUGCAGGCGCUGUUCACCGACAUGCUGCAGCGGCAUCCCAACCCGCAUCGCCAGCUGCCAGAGUUCCUCGAGCUCAAGGAGUUGGCGAAGCGCUUCUCGGUGAUGUUCGGGCUGGACGCGGUGAAGAACCGCGAGGCGCUGACGGCGCUGCACCGCGCCGGCAUCGCGUUCGCGGCGCUGGAGGGCGCUGGCGGCGCGCCGCCGCACCUGCUGUUCCUGGAGCCGCUGGGCGAGUUCUCGGGCAAGCUGCUGCGCCAGGACAAGCGCCACGUGCUGCGCUUCCUGGACGCGCGCAUCGUGCAGGUGGUGCAGUGGGCCGACGACUGGGCGCCGCUGGCCGCCUACCGCAACAGCCUGCUGACGGACGCGCCCGACGAGCGGCCGCCGCCCGCGCGCUACUGUGCGCGCCGCACGCGCCAGCACGACGACGACGACGACGACAACGCCGACUCCGACCAGGACCCGCCCGGGUGAACCACUACACACUUAUGUUAUACAAACACAUCUAUUUGCUACUAGGCCUACUUAGGAAUUUCAAAUAUUCAUUUUUUCAACAUUUUUAUUUCGAAGUCAGAUUCGAAUUUAGACUCCAUAUAGGUAUGUUGACUAUUCAAUUUAAUGAACUACGUACUUCAUAGUAACACCAUUAAAAUAAAAUGUACUGAUGAACUCCGAAAAAGUAAGCGUUCAUUCUUUGUUAAAUUUAUUUUCUUGAAACAAUUUUACAUGCAAAUUUGAUAAAACAUAUUGUGUAUGACGUCAAUGGUGUUGAUGCCGUCUCAGUCUAGUAAAUUAUAAAAUUGACAUUUCUUUGGAAUCUAUUAAGGAAUUAUGUACGUUAUUAUUUGUGCUAUAGUUUUACAAUACAAAUUAUUUAUAGUUUUAGUAUAUGUACGAAAAUAGUCAACAUACCUAUUGUUUGUAGUUAUAUUAUGACAUAUCUAUGUAUUGAAGAGCCUUAUGUGGUAAUUGAUUUUGUAAUAUCGUGUAACGUAUGGACGGGAUAUAACGUGUUAUUUGUAAUGUUGACGUAUUUUUAUAUUGAAGUAUGUAGUUGUAGUUAAUGUAGUUUUACUGCCGAUUUCAAUAAAUAAUCCUAGCCGAUAUCCUCAAGUCGAUGGCAAAAAUGAAAUAAAUGAUGAAUUGUUUGGUAAUUACAGGGUUUGUAUUGCCAUGUUGAGUUACAUUAACGUCGGAUGAGGUAAAACAAAACAAUGUUUAAUUUUAACACAUAUAAUUUUAUUAUUCAUUCGGUGUAUUUGUUGCAAAGGUCAAACAAAUUUCCUUUACGUUCUUUUAAAGUUUAUUGGAAAACUGUCGGCGACACUUUGCCGUUCUGAAGUUAGUCACGUCACUAGUUCUACGUCUGCUGUCACUGACGAUAGAGACGGAGCCGCUCGUGACUAACUUCACACCGGCAAAGUUAUAUAACAACCUUAGUACAUGAUGCCUGAAGUUAAUAACCAAUGAGGAAAAUUGCCGGAUUUCAACUUGUGUAAUAUUCAGAAAUUUGUACGAAUUGAAUUGUUAUGAGUGUAGUUUUCUGCGUAGAGGCGUGGUCGGUACUGUGUCGUCGAGUUGUUAAUUGUUGCGAUGUUAUUGUAGUUAGUUUAAGGUAUAUUUUUAUAAUAAAUAAUAUUUAUAAAACAUUUUA